UUUCAGGAUUGGAACCGUACGUGGUACACCACGAGCCCAGACCUGACCCCGUGCUUCCAGAACACUGUCCUGGUGUGGCUGCCAUGCCUCUACCUCUGGCUCUGUGCUCCAGUCUACCUCCUCUACCUCUGCAGACAUAACAAUGGUUACAUAUGCAUGAGUCAUCUCAACAAAGCCAAAACUGCUGUUGGCUUUUUCUUAUGGAUUAUCUGCUGGGCAGAUGUUUUCUAUUCUUUCUGGGAAAGAAGCCAAAGUACCAGCGUCCCUGCUCCAGUCUAUCUGGUCAGUCCAACCAUUCUUGGCCUCACCAUGUUGCUGGCAACCCUGUUAAUCCAGUAUGAACGGAUGAAGGGUGUUCAGUCCUCUGGGGUGAUGUUGAUCUACUGGCUGCUGGCUCUGCUUUGUGCUACAGUCACCUUCAGGUCCAAGGUCCUCCAGGCGCUGUACCAGCCAUCUACAGUGUGUGUGUGGCGACACACAACCUUCUACAUCUACUACACCAUGCUGCUUGUUGCUCUGUUCCUGUCCUGCCUUUCAGACCAGCCGCCGCUCUUCUCCCAAGCUAUUAAAGACCUGAAUCCCUGUCCAGAGCCUGGAGCUGCCUUCCUGUCCAGAAUAACCUUCUGGUGGAUCAGCAGGAUGAUGUUGAAUGGCUACAGGCGCCCCCUGGAGGAGAAGGACCUGUGGUCUUUGAACUCUGAAGACUGUUCCCAGAGAGUCGUUCCACAGCUGGUACAGCGCUGGACCACAGAGUGUCAGAAGGCCAAAAGGACCGAGCAGAGCGCUCAGUAUGCUGCUCAUCGGGCUCCACUCCAUGAGGGGAAAGAGGACCAAGUUCUGGAGGAAUCGGAGAUCUUAAUUCUAAAAAAGCCCCAGAAAACAAAGGAUCCUUCUCUGCUCUGGGCACUGUGUCUCACCUUUGGGCCCUACUUCCUUGUUUCCUGCCUCUACAAGUUCAUUCAAGAUAUCCUGAUGUUUGUUGGGCCCGAGAUCCUGAGGCUGCUGAUUCGCUUUGUCAACAACUCCAGCGCCCCCUCAUGGCAGGGUUACUUUUACACGGCUCUGCUCUUCUUGUGCACAUCAGUGCAGUCUCUCAUCCUGCAGAAGUAUUUUCAUGUUUGCUUUGUGACGGGCAUGCGCCUGCGCACCGCCAUCAUUGGAGCCGUCUAUAGGAAGGCACUGGUGAUCACGAAUGCAGCACGAAGGACCUCCACAGUUGGUGAGAUCGUGAACCUGAUGUCAGUGGACGCUCAGCGCUUCAUGGACCUCAUCACCUACAUCAACAUGAUUUGGUCGGCUCCUUUGCAGGUGGUGCUGGCCCUUUACUUUCUCUGGCAGAACCUCGGCCCGUCUGUGCUGGCUGGAGUGGCUGUGAUGAUCCUGAUGGUUCCUGUCAACGCUGUCAUCGCCAUGAAAACCAAAACCUACCAGGUUAGUCCUCUUUAAAGAAUA
Molecule: messenger RNA, 1452 nt
Organism: Thalassophryne amazonica
Lineage: Eukaryota; Metazoa; Chordata; Actinopteri; Batrachoidiformes; Batrachoididae
Product: multidrug resistance-associated protein 1-like
Exons: 10
Biological process (GO): xenobiotic transport; glutathione transmembrane transport
Cellular component (GO): basolateral plasma membrane
Molecular function (GO): ABC-type xenobiotic transporter activity; glutathione transmembrane transporter activity; ATP binding
Source: RefSeq, a predicted model, not a curated record